AUUUGUCAAUAUUGCUUUGUUGCGGCAAGACUAAUAAUAGCCAAAACUUGGAAAGGGGAAAAAGAGUUAUCUAUUAAUGAUUGGAGAGAUAAGUUAGCAGACUAUAUCCAAAUGGCCAAGCUGACAAAUAGCAGCAGAGGAGGAGAUAAUGAAGAAUUUGCAAAUAAAUGGAGGCUGGCACUUGGGUAUUUGGAAAAGAAGACAAAGAUUUCUCAUCAUGAGUGUGGACUGGCUUGGCUUUGGUUAUGCUGCAAUUGUGGCUAUUGGAGGUGCUGUGGGAUAUAUUCGUAAAGGCAGCAAAAUCUCACUGCUUGCUGGCGUCAUCUUCGGCUUGAUGGCUGCUUAUGGGGCAUACUGGGUAACCCAUGAUCCCAAGGAUGUCAAGGUCUCAUUGUUUACAGCUUUUCUUCUGACGGUUAUAAUGGGAGUGAGGUUUAAGAGGACCAAGAAAUUAAUGCCAGCCGGAAUCAUAGCAAUGCUAAGCCUUCUGAUGAUUCUGAGACUUGUCCUUCUGCUGGUAUGAAUGACCAAAGCAUCAAGAAGCAACAUUUAUAUCAUUCCACAUGAACAAGAGAAUGUUUCUUUGUAAUGUCUCUAUGAAUCAAGAACUUUUUUUAAAAAAAAAGGUGUCCAAAGGCAGUGUUAUGUUGUGGAUUUGGGGCUAUAUUCUUCUCAUUGCAUUUUGUUUUAGCUAUAUUUUCCUGGUCGUCUGUGUUCUCAUCUAGAGAGGUAACUAGUUAGUCCCUUUAAUGAUGUUCAUUCUUGAGAGGCCGAGGAGCUUUCAGUUCUACCUUUUCCUCAGAAGAACAAUUGGGAAUCGCAGGGCCUUUGAAACUCAGGUUAAAUCUAUGUAAUAGGCACAUACUUAAGUUUGCAUACCGCCCCAAAUAACAAUUUUGGGGGAACAUCAUAUGAAGCAAUGCAAUGUGGAACAUGAAAUGGACAAUAGCUCACUUGCUGAUAAUGUAUUAAGAUUUACUUCAAUAGCAUUCAAAUGAACUUUACUUUGGAAACACAUUGAAAUUUGCUUUUGCACUGAAAUCUCAAAUUUUAAAAACUGCCAAACAUCUAAAAUAAAUAAUUUUUAAUACUC
Anolis sagrei ordinatus is the source of this 1093-nucleotide messenger RNA. The record is from RefSeq and is a predicted model, not a curated record. NCBI's taxonomy places the organism in Eukaryota, Metazoa, Chordata, Lepidosauria, Squamata, Anolidae.